CCCGCCGCCGCCGCCGCUCUUUGUUCGGCGCCGCCCGCCCGGGAGCCUGGAGCAGAGCAUGGAGCAGCGCUAGCGGCGAUGGAGCCGCGAUGGAGCCCCCGCCCCGCCGCCCCCGAGGUGAUUGCACUUAGUAAGAGAAGCAAGGAGGCUGAGACGGCUUUCCUGAGCGUUUACAAGCAAUUGCUCCGAGCUCCAGACCCUGCUCCUGUGCUGGAGGCUGCCCGGAGCCUGGAGGAUCGGCUGCAGCAGCUCCAGCGCCUCGAGCCGGAGCCGCCGCCCCUGAAGGAUCUCAGCCGGCCCUGGAAGAAGCACCCGGAGCUCGGCAGCACCAAAGAGCGCAGGGAGGGGAAGUCGCCGGCGGCCGAGCUCCCGCUCCCCGGCCUCGACGGCAAAGCGCCCGGCCCAGAGCCCCCGCUGCAGAGAAAUGAGGCAGACAAGCAAAAGGGCCUGCAGGAAGCUCAGGUCACCUUGGCCGCUCGGCUGGGGGAGGCAGAGGAGAAGAUCAAAGUGCUCCACGCAGCGCUGAAGGCCACCCAGACGGAGCUGCUGGAGCUGCGCUGUAAAUACGACGAGGAAGCGGCGUCCAAGGCAGAUGAAGUCGCCAUGAUCAUGACCAACCUUGAAAAAGCCAACCAGCGGGCGGAGGCGGCGCAGAGGGAAGUGGAGAGUUUGCGGGAGCAGCUGGCGGCCGUCAACAGCUCCCUGCGCCUGGCCUGCUGCUCCCCCACGGGCACCACGGGGGACAAAGUGAACUAUUCCAUGUGCUCAGGGUCGAGGUUGGAGGCAGCUCUGGCUGCCAAGGACCGGGAGAUCCUGCGGCUCCUGAAGGACGUCCAGCACCUCCAGAGCUCUCUGCAGGAGCUGGAGGAGUCCUCUGCCACCCAGAUCGCCGAGCUGGAGGGACAGCUGGCCGCCAAGAACGAGGCCAUCGAGAGGCUGGAGGAGAAGCUGCAGGCACAGGCUGACUACGAGGAGAUCAAAACAGAGCUGAGCAUCCUGAAGGCGAUGAAGGUGGCCUCUGCUGGCUGCAGCCUGCCCCAGGCAAGUGCCGUGGCGCGUCCUGAGGCGCUGGCCGGGCUGUGCCAGCCCUGCCGACGGUGCCUCCGCCGCCUGUCCCCAUCUCGGCUUGGCUCCUUGCAGAGCAUCUCGAAGGCAGAGGAGGCCCUGCUGCUGGGGAAGGAGGCUUUCUAUCCCUCCCAGAAGUACCUGCUGGAGAAGCCCAGCCUGCUGGCCAGCACUGAGGAGGAUCACUCCGAAGACGAGUCAGGGAAGGAUCCUCUGGGCAUGGAGCAGCCGUACCCAUCCCCCCACCACGCCCCGGCUGAUGACCCCACGUCCCCCACUCCCCUCCCGCCGCUGCCUGGCCCCGGCGCGGCCCCUGACGGUCCCCGGACUUUCUCUCUGUCCCCCUUCCCGGGGGGCGAGCGGCUUUCAGGGGAUCCCAAGGCCCCCCACCUGCCUCUGCCCAGCUACAAGAGCGAGAGCAGCAGCGGGGCACCGCCCUUCCCCUCCUCCUUCUUCGGGGCCAAAAGCAGCACCGUGCACCCCGUCCCCGUGCCGGCCACCAGUGCCACCAGCCCGCCCGGCGAGCCCUCCGAGGGCAGCGCCGGCAGCUCCACCGAGGAGGAGCAGCUGGACACGGCCGAAAUCGCCUUCCAGGUGAAGGAGCAGCUGCUGAAGCACAACAUUGGGCAGAGGGUCUUCGGGCACUACGUGCUGGGGCUGUCACAGGGCUCUGUCAGCGAGAUCCUGGCGCGGCCCAAGCCCUGGCACAAGCUGACGGUGAAGGGCAAGGAGCCGUUCAUCAAGAUGAAGCAGUUCCUCUCCGACGAGCAGAACGUGCUGGCCCUGAGGACUAUCCAGGUGCGCCAGAGAGGUAGCAUCACGCCACGGAUCAGGACACCAGAGACCGGCUCCGACGACGCCAUCAAAAGCAUCCUGGAGCAGGCAAAAAAGGAGAUUGAGUCUCAGAAGGGAGGGGAGCCCAAAACACCAUCAGCAUCACAGGCAGCGGCCAACGGGGCGGGCAGCAGCAGCUCUGAGGACGCCAUCAAGAGCAUCCUGGAGCAGGCACGGCGGGAGAUGCAGGCGCAGCAGCAGGCGCUGCUGGACAUGGAGUCGGGGGCCAGCGGGCAUGGGGGGGACGUGGCGCCCGCCGAGCGCUCCACGCUGGCCACCGUCAGCCAGAACAUCGCCCCUGCCUACGUCAAGCAGGAGGAGGGCAGUGGGGCCAGCCCUGGCCCGCCGCAGACGCCCCUGGCCGUGCUCUCCCCCGCCGCCUUCGUGCAGAGCAUCAUCCGGAAGGUGAAGUCGGAGAUCGGCGACGCCGGCUCCUACUUCGACCAGCACUGGGCGUCGGAGCGGAGCCUGCUCAGCCGGCCCUACACCUCCGUGUCGCCUUCGCCGUCCUCCUCCUCCUCCAGCUACUCCAGCAUGGCCAAUGGCCGGGGCUGGCCACGGGGUGAGCCCGGCGAGGGUGGCACCAACGAGGACGAGCUGCAGCCGGCGGAUGAGGAGCCCCAGCGGCUGUUGGAGAUGAAGGCAGAGGGAGCCGGUGCGGAGCCGGCGGCUGGUGGGCGUCUGUCCUACUACCCCACGUAUGUGCCACGGACCCUGAAGCCAACAGUGCCACCACUGACGCCAGAGCAGUAUGAGAUGUACAUGUACAGGGAGGUGGACACGCUGGAGCUGACCCGGCAGGUCAAGGAGAAGUUGGCCAAGAAUGGCAUCUGCCAGAGGAUCUUCGGAGAGAAGGUGCUGGGACUGUCCCAGGGCAGUGUGAGUGACAUGCUGUCGCGGCCCAAACCCUGGAGCAAGCUGACACAGAAGGGUCGGGAGCCCUUCAUCCGCAUGCAGCUCUGGCUGACAGACCAGCUGGGCCAGGGGAUCAGCCAGCAGCCCACACCCUCCCAGGCCAGCCCAGUGGAACCCCAGCCGUCCCCCUCGCCGCCCCCCAGCCCCACCGAGCACGAGAAGGGCUGCCAGGAGCCCCUCACCCUGGCCUUGGAGAGCAGCAAGGAAAACCAGCAGCCCGAGAGCCGCUCGACGCCUGCGCUGGGUGGGAAGACGUAUGCCAACAGCCAGGGCCCCAUGGGCAUCCAGGAGAUCGUUGCCAUGUCCCCCGAGCUGGACACCUACUCCAUCACCAAGAAGGUCAAGGAGGUCCUGACAGACAACAAUUUAGGCCAGCGGCUGUUUGGGGAGAGCAUCCUGGGCCUGACGCAGGGCUCGGUGUCCGAUCUCCUCUCCAGGCCCAAGCCGUGGCACAAGCUGAGCCUGAAGGGGAGGGAGCCCUUCGUCCGGAUGCAGCUCUGGCUCAACGACCCCCACAACGUGGAGAAGCUGCGCGACAUGAAGAAGCUGGAGAAGAAGGCCUACCUGAAGCGCCGGUACGGGCUGAUGAGCGCUGGCUCGGACAGCGAGUCCCCCAGCGCCCGCUCCGAGUGCGCCAGCCCCAGUGCGCCGCCGCAGGACCUCAGCCUGCUCCAGAUCAAGAAGCCGCGGGUGGUGUUGGCGCCAGAGGAGAAGGAAGCCCUAAAGAAAGCCUACCAGCUGGAGCCAUAUCCCUCCCAGCAGACCAUCGAGCUGCUCUCCUUCCAGCUCAACCUCAAGACCAACACCGUCAUCAACUGGUUCCACAACUACAGGUCACGGAUGCGCCGAGAGAUGCUGGUGGAGGGCGCGCAGGACAAUGACACGGACCCAGAGCAGAGUGGCGGGACGGCCAUCCCCGGGCGCCGGGCCCCCCACAGCCCCGAUUCGGACACCGAGGAUCACAAACCCGUGUUGGUGGGGGGCGAGCCCCCCUGUGCUGCUGUGCCCGUGAAGGUGAAGGAGGAGCAGGGGGAUCCGGGCGGCUGGAGCCGCCGGCGGGACUCGCGCAGCCCGGCCGGAGCGGCCGAAGGGACCGGACCUCCCCAGGAGGAGCGGGGGGCAGCCCCCCAUGCCGCCGCCCCCAGCGCCGGCAGCCUCCCGCGGCGGGGAGGUCGCGCCGGUGCCACCACCGGGGGACCUCCACCGCCGCCACCACCGCACCCCGACAGCUCCCAGUCCUCAGCGGGCUCGUCCCGUUGCAGCUUGGUGGUGUCCCCAACGUCGCCCUCGGCAGCUUCCUCGCCCGGCCUCACCGGCUCAGCCUCACCAGGACCAUCCUCUGCCGGGCCGGUCUCGCCGGCGCUUCCACCGGCUCCUGGCCCCCGGCUCAGCACCAGCGUGCAGCGGCGCCACGAGAAGAUGGCCAACCUCAACAACAUCAUCCACCGGCUGGAGCGGGCUGCCAACCGCGAGGAGGCCCUCGAGUGGGAGUUCUGAGCCCCCCGACACCCUAAAUAUAUAUAUACACCCCCACACAUAUAUAUAUAUUUUGAUAAAUGCUGUGUGCACCAAGAGGUGACGAGUGGCCGGCGCCACGGAAGAGGAGCGCCCGUGAAAAAGAGGGGACCCCUCUCUAUGAAUCCGCCCCACCCCUCUGGCUUUGUUUUAAAUGUGAAAAACUGGGAACAAUUUUAGAAAAGAAAAACAAAAAAAUCAAAAAAUAUUUAUAGACCUCUUUUAGAUAUUUUAAUAAAAGGAUACUUUGGAAUUUAUUAACAGCUUAAGCUGCUUUGAUAUUAAAGAUAGCUAUAAAAUCAAGAUGAUGUAGCAGUCGUGUCAUUAAAUGUACACUGAAGUCUUGUAGUUUGCCACUGGAUGAGAUUAAAAACAAAUAAACAAAAAAAAAAAAAAAAAAGAAAACCAACCCACAGAAAAGACUUUUUGAGCAAAGCCAUCAAGAAGCACUAUGAGACUGACCAAAUUUAAGAAACUUUUGCAGUUUCCACCCCUGUCUGUAAGACACUGCAUCGCUUCUGCCCCAGCCAGAGACUGCGUCCUAGUCCCUGAAGACUCUAAAGCCCCCGACGCCAUCGAGUAUGUAUUUAGUUCUGGUGGUUUAUGUUUUUGGAAGCCUUUGUAACACAGAAUGUCCCGUGUGGUUGUAUAUGUUGUAGAAAUGUCUGCAAUAGCCUUCUUGGACAAAAUGUAGCAUGGUCCCAACGCCGUCCCUUGCGCUUCCUCCAGCCAGUGGCAGCUCCCAUCUGCCAUGGUGCAGCUCAUGCCAGCUCCCAAAGGAGGAGAGAAAAUGAGGCAAAAGCAAAGAAAGCAACCUGAGUGAGCUUGGGAUUUUGGGAGUGGGAUGGGAAAAUGUCCCUGGGUGAGAUGCUUGAGGAUGGUACCAGCUCGCUAGGGAUGGACAUCCAUGGCAUCCCAGUUCCCUGUCCAUUCAGGAAAGAGAAAGAUGGAGCCUCCGAGCUUUGGCUCUGGGGCAGCAGUGCUUAAGGAGAGCACCCAAAAAUUGUGAGCCACCCACUCACAGACUGAGCCCUGCUUGGGGCUGCUCCAGCAUCACAGCCCAGCACUUUUUUAGGGAAAGCACCUGGGCAGGAAGAGCAUCCCCUUCCCGCAGCCAUGUCCCAGGGAGUGGGUGUCAGUGAUGCCAGAAUGAGCUCUGGGAUGUCACACCAGGCUCCUGCCUAAACUGGGCAAGCACCACCAAGCUUUGGCUUUCCAGGGCUGAUCCUGUGCAGACAGAGGAGCUCAGUGGUGUCACCUCCCUGACCCCACCACCUCCAGCCAGCCUCUGCUAAUAAAAUGCCUUUAAAUGAUAUGGAGUGUCCCACCCUGGGCUGCUCUGCCCUAUCCCCUGCCCACACAGUGUCAACCAUCGCCCACCAAGGCCCUGCCAGGCUCCUAGGUGAUGCAUUGACUGAUUUUCCACUGUAGAUGUUUUUAUCAGAAUAGAAGGUAUUUUUGUACUGGGGUGGUAGUAGACGAGCAAUGCUGGGUGAGGGCACAGCUCUCCUUGCCUGCCUCUCCUGCCCCGAGGAGCCCCAGGGUGCCCAUGGCUGCUCUGCCAUGGUGCUGUGGAAGGUGGAGGUGUGACCACUGACUGCCUUCUCCGUUGUGUGCUAGAGGGAGCUUUAGUGGAAUGGGAUUUGAGGAAGCACUUAGGAUAGUCCUGAGCACGGCAACCCUGUUGUAUGAAAGCCAGCGGGACACACCGGUCACGUUUUUGUUAGGCUCAUGUUCUGUACUUCAAAAGUUUCUAUGAGAUCGAUGAACUUUGUUUAACAAUUUUGGAAGGAACAAGUUCUGUAAAGAGCCACUAAAUACAGAAGUUGGAUACGA
Molecule: messenger RNA, 6165 nt
Organism: Serinus canaria (Common canary)
Lineage: Eukaryota; Metazoa; Chordata; Aves; Passeriformes; Fringillidae
Gene: CUX2
Product: cut like homeobox 2
Exons: 19
Coding region: 79-4311 (1410 amino acids)
Biological process (GO): regulation of DNA-templated transcription
Molecular function (GO): DNA-binding transcription factor activity, RNA polymerase II-specific; DNA binding
Source: RefSeq, a predicted model, not a curated record